AUGAUCAGGACUAAGUUGAGCGGCCGAAGUCUCAACGGGUUUCUGGCUAGACUCUUGGGUAGGCUCAGCCUCGGUCUCUACGCGGGCUCGCUUGUCAUCGGUCUGCUCCACCACGGCAGUGGUCAAUUGGUCUGUAGAUGGCUGGUUGAGCUUGCGGAGCAAGGCUUCACGAUCGCCUGCAAGCGCUGCGAGAACUGGAUCAGCUUCGAAGGACGGCAUGGACGCGUUUUGCGAAAGAGCGAAUGGCAACGGCUUACAGUCUUCGGGCUGUGUUUCCGCAACAGCAGCGACACCAGCGGCCGCAGCGGCCGCUCCGGCAGCGAGAAUUCCGGGAGUCAGAACGCUGUCCUUGGCAGCUUCAUCCUCGGCAUCCCGAGGGGCCUCCUCAGCCUUUUCCUCUGGCUGAGCAGAGGCUUCAGGAGCUUCUUCCACAGCCUGCUUAACAACAGGAUCCUCUUCUUCUGCAGCCGGCGCCUCAUUAGUCUCGGCCGGCUCUUCAAUUUGAGCAGCAGGCUGAGGCUCUUCUACAGAGGCAGUCGGCUCCUCAACUGGUGCCGGAGUCGCGACAUCUUCGGAAGUCUCUUCAAUGGGGCCAGCCCCGACAACGGGGGCGGCCUCCUCGACAACCGGAGUAGCCUCGACAACAGGGGCGGCCUCCUCGACAACAGGAGUAGACUCCUCGGCAACGGGAGUAGCCUCUUCGACAACGGGGGCGGCCUCCUCGACAACCGGAGUAGCCUCGACAACAGGGGCGGCCUCCUCGACAACGGAUGUAGCCUCUUCGACAACGGGGGCGGCCUCCUCGACAAUAGGAGCGGCCUCCUCGACAACAGGAGUAGACUCCUCGGCAACGGGAGUAGCCUCUUCGACAACGGGGGCGGCCUCCUCGACAACCGGAGUAGCCUCGACAACAGGGGCGGCCUCCUCGACAACAGGAGUAAACUCCUCGGCAACAGGAGUAGACUCCUCGGCAGCGGCAGUAGCCUCGACAACAGGGGCGGCCUCCUCGACAACGGAAGUAGCCUCUUCGACAACGGGGGCGGCCUCCUCGACAAUAGGAGCGGCCUCCUCAGGAGCAGCCUCGACAACAGGGGCGGCCUCGACAACAGGGGCGGCCUCGACAACAGGGGCGGCCUUUUCGACAACAGGAGCGGCCUCCUCCACUGGCGCCGGAGUCUCAAUAUCUUUGGAAGUCUCUUCAACGGAAGCAGCCUCGACAACGGGAGCAGCCUCCUCGACAACGGGAGCAGCCUCCUCGACAACGGGAGCAGCCUCCUCGACAACGGGAGCAGCCUCCUCGACAACGGGAGCAGCCUCUUCGACAACGGGGGCGGCCUCUUCAACAAUGGGAGUAGCCUCCUCAACAGGAGUAGCCUCAACAGGAGUGGUCUCUUCAGGGAUCUCCUCAAUAGGUUCCUCUGCGGAGAGCUCUGGGGUAGCCUCGACAACUUCACUCUCCUGGGCGACAGUGGAAUCAGCAGUGGUCUCGACAAUAACUUCCUCAGCAGCAUGCUCCUCGGUCGGGGCAGAUUUUUCAACAGCAGGGCCAGUCUGCUCAGCAGCAACAGCCUCUGUCACCGCAGGCUCUUCGCGGGUGGAAUCUUCCUGAACCUCUUCCUUAGGAGCGGUAGCCUCAGCAAGUUCCUCCAUCUUAGGCUCGGAUACCUCCUGAGCAGUGGGUUCAUCGGCAAUGACAGCGACAGGUGCUUCCUCCUUGAGAGAUUCCUCUACGGCUGGUUGUUCCUCGACCUUAGGGGUCUCCUCUUGAGCGGAUUCAUCGGCCUUGGAGAUCUCAGCAGCAGGUUGUUCUGCAAGAGCCUGCUCCUCGGGAGUGGCCUCAAUGGGGGCAGGCGCAGUCUCCUCCACUUUCUCGGCAAUCAGAACUUCAGAAGCAGGCUCUGCGGUGGUGGAGGGCUCUUCGGCAUGCUGCUCAACAGUGGCGGCCUCAGGAGUAACGUCUUCUUCAGGCUUGGUCUCCUCAACAGUAGCCUCAACGGGGUCCUCCAUAGUGAUAGGGGCCUCGGUAGCAGCCUCAGGAACAGCGACAGGCUCCGCAUUCUCUUCCUUCUCAACAGCCGUGACCUCGGAUUCCGCAAUAGGAGUUUCCUCAACCGCAGGAGAGGGAUCCGUAGCAGUAGACUCGAUAGCAACAGGUUCGGUCUCAGUCACCUUCUCCUCAGUAGAUGCCUCAACGACCUGCUCAGCCUCCUCGGUAGUCUUCUCAGCGGUGGCGGGCUCAUCAGCAUCGACUUUGAUGGGUUGCUCGGCGGGAAUAGACUCAGAAGCAACAGGGGCAGCCUCGAGCUCCUUCUCUUCGGUGUGAUCCGCGACGUUCUUCUUCUCGGGUUCUUCGACACUCUUUUCGUUGGAAAUAGGCUCCUCGACCGCGACUUCGACAGGCUUCUUGACGACCUCCUCAGUGACGGGCUCGGCGGUUGA
Penicillium macrosclerotiorum is the source of this 2439-nucleotide messenger RNA. RefSeq lists its product as uncharacterized. NCBI's taxonomy places the organism in Eukaryota, Fungi, Ascomycota, Eurotiomycetes, Eurotiales, Aspergillaceae. The record is from RefSeq and is a predicted model, not a curated record. The transcript has 2 exons. Bases 1 to 2439 code for a protein of 812 amino acids.